AUGCCCUCCACUCAUCUGACAACCCUGGUGCUCUCAUCACUUCCGUUCUACUACGUGGAGACUGUAACAUCCGUAGCCCUUUUUCUGGAGUUUUGGGGGUUGCGUCGGGCGACGCAAGCUAGAGGUUGUGGCGCGAGAGGGCGCGGUGCUAGAGGCCGUGGUGGCAGAGCUAGAGGCCGUGGAGGCCGGGGCCGAGAUUGUGGACUUCCGGCGGAUUCGAGAGAGAGUGUGGCGCCGAGUGUGGCGACUGCGUCGGUGACCCAGCCGGUAUCCGUGGCGAGUGAGCUAUUGACUCGAUUUUCGCCAGUGGUCUCACAUGGGGCUCCGGGACUACCUCCAGUGGCAGAGGUGCAGCAGAGGGCUGCGGGGUUUGUUCAGCCGCAGGCUGUGGGUUUGAUGGUGCCGCCUUAUUUGGAUAUGAUGGGGCACAUGCAGAGGAUUGGUACGCCGUACUUUUAG
Molecule: messenger RNA, 459 nt
Organism: Microthlaspi erraticum
Lineage: Eukaryota; Viridiplantae; Streptophyta; Magnoliopsida; Brassicales; Brassicaceae
Source: the annotation of a GenBank genome assembly